Molecule: messenger RNA, 2563 nt
Organism: Cydia pomonella (codling moth)
Lineage: Eukaryota; Metazoa; Arthropoda; Insecta; Lepidoptera; Tortricidae
Product: zinc finger protein 69-like
Exons: 5
Coding region: 117-1793 (558 amino acids)
Biological process (GO): regulation of transcription by RNA polymerase II
Cellular component (GO): nucleus
Molecular function (GO): zinc ion binding; DNA-binding transcription factor activity, RNA polymerase II-specific; RNA polymerase II transcription regulatory region sequence-specific DNA binding
Source: RefSeq, a predicted model, not a curated record
CUGAACGAAAGAAAACAAACAUGCAAAUGUGUCAAACGAAUGUCUGAAAUGAAUGUCCAUUUGUCCAAGUUGGGUUGGCUAAAUACACAUUCAUUUAAUCGGAAUAUCCUAAAACAAUGAGUGCCCCGAGUCGUAAAGGGCCCGUAUUUGACCCAGGCCUCUGUCGCUGCUGCGGCUCUAUCAAGAAAUGUCGUCUGUUGAACGUUGAGUACGAAUUUCAGGGUCAAAAGGAAAUGUAUGCUGAUAUGUUUAUAGAUUGUUUCGGAUUGAUGCUGUCCCAUUUAGAUGGGACGGUGGAGACAGAGCGCCUCAUAUGUGCGACGUGUGUUGGGCGGCUGCGGGACGCUUGCGCCUUCCGCGAGCAGGUGCUGCUGUGUGAAGACCGGCUGCUACAUGCCUCCAUACACAUUCACCAACCCAGCGAUACCAAGAUCGAAAUCGAGCUGAAGCCACGAGAGGUGAAGGUAGAAAUGGAGCCAGCGGAAGAUCCUCCAGAUCCCAGCAUCAAGGAGUCGGAGCCAGUUGAUGAGUUGGAUGCAGAUGUUGGUGAUGAUCACUUAUCGGACAUAGACAUCAAGGAAGAAGUCGUGAAGCCCCGUAAGGAAAAGAGAAAGAAAAAGAGCGAGCGAGAGGCACAGAAGCGGUUCCGCUCUCUCGGCAACAAGCUACGGAGCCUGUUGGAGCAGGACGGACCGUGUACUUACGAACCACCCCAACCAGAGAAACCCCGCCUAAAAUGCAUGGAUCAAGAAGACAAACAGUUUUACAACACAACCACCAUAAUUGAAAACUCCUUCGUGUGCCCCUUCGAGACCUCCUUCAGCGACUACCACUGCGUUUACUGCAGAGAGGUCUUUACGGACCCUAAGGAACUCAGGGAACAUACUUUAAAUCAUGACCCUAAUACAUAUAAAGACCUAGUUAGAAUAAAUAAAAAAAUGCCUCAAAUAGACGUUUUGAGAGUAGACUGCAGAUUAUGCGAAGAGAAAAUUGACGAUUUAGAUCAUUUUAAAACUCAUAUAACAAGUGUACACGGGAAAUACUUAUUUAAAAUACAAAAUGAGGUUUUACAAUUUAAAUUAACUGUAAGUCAUUUAGCUUGUAUAGUUUGUAAUGAAACUUUUGGAUAUUUUCACGCACUUCGAAAUCAUAUGGCGCUACAUUAUGGGAGUUGCAGUUGUGAUAUAUGUGGAGCGCAUUUCUUUGAAGAAAGAAGAUUAACGGAACAUCUGAAGUCACAUAAUAAAAGGCCAGGAAUAAAAUACUCGUGUAAAGAGUGCGGGAAGGAAUUUAAAUCUAAAAAUGGGAGAUACUUGCAUAUAGCGACUAUGCAUAAAAAGGAACCUACUUAUCAAUGUGGGAAGUGCGAAGCUGUGUUCUUCACUUAUGCCUUAAGAUGUCGACAUAGAAUAGAGGUUCAUGGGGAAAAGAGGGAAUUUGCUUGUGAUCACUGCGAUAGGUCUUAUGAUAAUAGAAAAUCUUGGCGAGAACAUAACCGGAGAGCUCAUCUUAAGAUUUCUAAGCAUAAAUGUGAUAUUUGUGAUCGGAUGUUUUAUCUCCCUUGUCAGUUAAAGGAACAUAUGACAACACAUACGGGGGAGAGGAAUUUUAGGUGCGAGUAUUGUGGGAAAUCGUACCCUAGGCUCAGGGCGUUAAGGUUGCAUAUGAAAAGUCACAGUGAUAAUAAGUAUAGAUGUGGGAUCUGUGAUGCAACAUUUACACAGAACGUCAGUUUGAGGAACCAUGUGAAAAAGCAGCAUCAGGGCUUGGAUAUGGAGAAUUUGAGGAAUUAAUCAGACUGCCAAAGACGUGAAAAGACGCGCACGGCUCCUGCCCAAUAUCAACCUUCGUGCAUUGUGACAAGGUUAACGAUGACGCGCCGCGCACGAUAGGCGUGCUGUUUAAGGGUUAAUAACAGUGUAAACAUCUGUCGAUUACUUUUCGAAUCGAUUGAGUAAUCGCGAUUGAUAUGUUAAAAAUCGUCAAUAGCCGGGUCCACACAGAGCGAGCGAGCGAGCACGUACAUGCCUCGCGCGUAUGCUCGCUCUGUGUGGACCCGGCUAAUCACAAUUUAAUUUAAGGACAUAUUUUUGUAUAUACAAUGUUAAUUUUAUUCGUUAAAGUAUCUUGAGGUACAGAUUCACCGAAAAUGCUACCAACACCUAAUUUUUAAAUAGGCCUAAUAAUUUCCUCGCGCGGCAAACUGCCAGUGUAGACGAGACGCGCCUCGGCGUGGGCGGCGCGCGUUUGCCUCGGCGCCGCGCGGGGCCGCGGGCGCCGCGCGGGAGCGGUGCUUCGGCUCGAAGGCGCCUCAGUCAUUUGCUGCGCGCAGGUCGGCACGUGUUUGUUUGGUGCAAGUGGUUAUUUUGAUGCUACUCAUAGUGUUGUGUUCCUGCCGGUGAGUAAGGUUGCCAGAGCUCAACGAGGGGGGUGGGGUUAGGGUCGGCAACGCGCAUGUAACUCCUCUGGAGUUGCAGGUGUACAUAGGCUACGGAGACUGCUUACCAUCAGGCAGGCCGUAUGCUUGUUUGCCACCGACGAAGUAUAAAAAAAAAAAAAUGGA